AGUGUGUGAGAGUAUAUAAUAGGUUCUACAGGCGCUACCAGCCUCAUUCCGUAUGCUGUAAAAACAGAACUCUCCGCCUUUAUCUACCUGGCCUUGAAUGACCCUAUUAUAGUUUCUCUCAGGUGCUAUCAAAAUCCAGCGUAGGACAUGGCGAGGAGUAUCGUUGUAGUUAUUUGGGUCGGAUUUUGUGCGACCCUCGUGAAGGGCGUCAACAGAUCAGCAUGUCCGGUCACCCUCAACCCAGCACCGGGAACUACCGGAGUGAAUCCUGUUUUGGAGCGGUACGAGUCAGCCCUGCUGAUGAUUCUGGGAUUUGGCGGGUUCUCCAUUCUGUUAGCAGUCCUCCACAACUCAGUCCGGAAGUACAUUUUCCACGACGAGCAUAAUCUAGAUACUACGUUUGACGCAGGCGGUAACGUGAGUUUGAGCUUGACGGCGGUGACGGUCGCCUCCCAGCUGUUCUGGCCCGGGGAUAUUCUACACAGCGCCACACUCACAACAAAGAAUGGAGUCGCUGGUCCAUUUUGGUACGCUGUGGGAAUCAUGGUUAACAUCUUCAUAUUCCCGAUAUUCUCCGUACAGUUUAAAACUCGAGCACCUGGAGCUAAAACCUACUUACAGAUCAUCCAUGCCCGGUUUGGUAAAUCUGCCCACGUGGUAUUUUGCGUGUUUGCCCUUGUCACCAAUCUUGUCAUCAUGAUAGGGCUGCUGUUAGCUGGCCGGGCCACCAUUAAAUCUCUGACAAAGGACACCUCGGACGAGUUUUCGCUCCUUGUAAUGGCGGUUCUGUUUGGGUCUUACUCUCUUGUCGGAGGCAUUGGAACCACAUUCUAUGUGUCCUACUUUAAUGCCUGCCUCGUUUUCAUCCUUCUGAUCGUAUUUGUGGUGAAGAUUCUACACAAUGAAACAACAGAGUUUGAUUCUAUAGGGCACGUGUCUAAAAUGUAUGAAUACAUUUCAUGUGUGAAAGGGCCGCCUGAAAAUGAGAACUAUAGCUAUUUAACCUUUCACUCUGGUGUAGCUAUUCUUUAUGGCGUCAUCGAGGUGUUUGUGUCGUCUGCUGUCACAUAUUGUGAUCAGGCGUCUUGGCAGAGUCGAAUAGCCGCAAAACCUAUCCAAGGAGUCUGGGGAUUUAUUUUGGCGGGAUUUAUCUGGUUCGCCAUUCCUGCAACCAUGGCAACCACUACUGGAAUGGCAUAUUUGGCACUUAGCAUGGAGAACGGGACGCAUCUAUUGACACCUGGUCAAAUUGAUGAAGGUUUGGUUACGCCUCUUAUUGCAGAGAAGGUUUUGGGGUCGUCUGGUGGUAUUCUGAUUCUCACGAUGGGCGCCAUGGCCUUGAUGUCUACUGGGUCAGGAGAGGUCAUGGCCAUUUCCUCCAUCAUCGUGUACGACAUCUACCAGACUUACCUCAGACCGUUUAGAGACGGAAUGAAGAGAAGACAAUGUGUUUUGUGCGGGAAAAAUAAAAAGAAGACAUUAAUUGCAACUUAUGAAAGUCGCAGUGAACUUCACUGUCAAUGUGUCAGUAUCGUGCGCUGUCAUGGCUGCGCAGAGGACAUGGUGCGCAGAAGCGAGGCUGCUGACAACUGUAUCAAGCCUCAGUAUCAAUGUCCUACUCAUGGAAACUAUCGGCAGUAUCAAGACAAUCUUAUCCACUUCAAAAACUGGUGUAUUGUUUGGGUAACUAUUGCCAUCAUUCCUCUAGGAAUGUUAGUUUUUGAGUCGGGCAUUGAUCUCAACUGGAUCUUUUAUGUCGGAGCCAUCGUUACUAUUCCUUGUUUCCCACCAGUUCUUCUUUCCAUCAUGUGGGUGAAAGCGACCUCUAAAGGGCUUAUUACGGGAGGUAUUCUAGGAUUGGUCUGUGGCAUCACUGCAACAUUGUCAGCAGCUACGAUGUACGAGGGCGGUCUGAACAAUUUCUUGAUCAAUACUGUCCAGGAUUAUGCCAUUUUGGCGGGAACAUGUUCAAGCUUUGGUGGCAGUUUACUUGGGUGCAUUAUAAGUUCCCUAAUAACAAAUACUAUCCGGUGUCCUGAUGAUGCAAAUGAAGAAUGGCAAAAACUGUACGACAUUGAUAACCCACUAAAUCCAUGGGAACUGAACUACCGGGAAGAACUAAAAGGUCUCCACUUUGACUCAAAACCAACGUUUGAGCAGAUGUCGUCCACAUUUAAGAAGGCAAAGAUGGUAGCGUACAUUGGGGGAGGGUGCAGCAUAGCACUGAUGGCCCUUGUAAUCCCCGGGAUCAUCAUGGCCAGUUACACGGUGAUGAGUGAGGGACAGUUCUCAGCCUGGGUCUGGUUCACCCAGGCGUGGGCCGUUGUCAUGGCGAUCGUCGUCAUAGUAGCGCCGCCUGCUGAGGAAAUAUCUCGCAUUGUGAAGCAGUAUCGCAAAAACAAGGAGGCGUUGUUAGACGCCAACGAGGCUGCAGAUGAUGUUUUAUUGAAAGAAGUCAACCAUAAAGAAUUAAAUCACGACCCAACACAACCGGUCGCCAAAGUCUGAACUAUGUCAAAAAGGACGGUUGGUUACUUUUUGUAAUUCUGAAAGUUACUCAGGAGAACAGACAAGCCGUCCGGUUUUAGUUGCCAUUUUUGUCUUGGAUAUAUUCAAAUUUUAAGUGCUUUUAGGUUUUAGCAGAUCAAAAUUGUUUGAAUUAAACCAUGCAACGGUUUUUUGCUCCAAAGCACCUUUCAGAAACAAGUUCAAAGUGAAAUGAUUUUUUUUUUUACAUAAUAACUACGUCUCUUUAAAGUAGUCGAUUAGAUUGAAAGUUUGACUAAACAUUGUAAUACUAGUAUUAAAUAGUUUGAAUUAUGUUUGGCUUAUUGUCUAGAUUUCGAAAUUAAUCUCUCGGUAAAACGUUCAGAGAUUUUCUUUCUUAAUGUGACGAUGCAUAAAUUUAAAGAUUUUUUUUCUAUCAACAAAGGGCUAUAAACUCUUUUCAAAUCUCAAAAGAAGAGUUCUUUUUUUGACUUAUUACAGGGUAACGAAUUCGGUUUAAUUCACUGUAAUAACGGCUUUACAAUGCAUCAUCAACAAGCUUUGAUAUAUUCAAAAAUUUUCUCCACCAAGAUACAUGAGAGCCAUAAUUUGAUGGCAAUUUAAGCAGUGGACAACCACAGUCUGCCAUGGGAGAGACAUUUGAUGCCAAAAUCUUACUGGAUUGUAAAGACAGUUUUUAUUUUGUAUGUAUAAAAUUUGCAGUUGUAUUUUUAAUGAAGGUUGGUACGAUGUUGUUGUAUUUUUAGAAAAGAUAUAGUUGUACAUGUUUUUUUUUUAGACUUUAUCCAUUGGAGGUCUAAGAAGGAAACCUGCAUGCCUUUGCAUGUUAUAGUAUGAUAAAUACUUAAACGAAAAUCAACGCACAACUGUUUUCUUUAUUCGUUAAAGAAAACCACCAUCGUGUAAAAAUUAUCACCGAUUGACUUGUCUCGAAAGCGGAAAAGGUAUGGGACUAUAAUUUGAAGAUGGGAUCACGUACCUCUUAUUUUACACGGGUUCUAAGUGUUCAAAAAGUUCUUCAUUAAAAAAAUAUUCAUAUUAUUUUAGCUUGUCAUAUUCCAUUACAAGUUUCUCCAUAACAAAGCACAAUACGCAUUGCCUUUAGACUUGUCGUCAGAUUUAUUGAAUGUAUGAUAUGUACGUUUGUACACAAUUUUAGCGUGGCUACAUGUACAUUGCGUUUUAAACGCUUUUGGGUAUCAAAUUUUGCUGAUUUUCGGGCACCUGCAGUUGAAACUCAAUUCUCUACAUGUGUAUAUAUACAUACUUUAUAAGUGGCACAUAGUCGCUUAUACUUGGAGCUUAGGACUUGUAGAUAGUCGGUUGGUCAAAAAAAUAAAAAAUGAAUAAACAUAAUACUGAUAAUUUUUGUAAUGAGAUUUGGGCUAACAGUUUCUUACUUAUUCUUUGAGAUUUAUAUAAAUUGUACAUGUAGUUCGUAUAGAAUUCACCGUUGUCUGUGUUGUAUGCCUUUGUUAUAACAGACCACUUGAUGAGACAUUGGCUGUUAUCUAUGUGAUUGUCCAACAGAAGCAUGCUGUGUUUUUUAUUUUGAGGCAGUGAUAUUACUGGAUUAGCAUAGAAGCAAAUUUUGGAACAGAUAAAAUCAUGUUUAUGAGAAUUUGAUUAUUACAAUUGUAUGAAUGUAAAUGGAAUAAAAUGUUUACACGCA
Magallana angulata is the source of this 4180-nucleotide messenger RNA. RefSeq lists its product as uncharacterized. Gene Ontology annotation, cellular component: plasma membrane. Gene Ontology annotation, biological process: urea transmembrane transport. NCBI's taxonomy places the organism in Eukaryota, Metazoa, Mollusca, Bivalvia, Ostreida, Ostreidae. Gene Ontology annotation, molecular function: urea transmembrane transporter activity. The record is from RefSeq and is a predicted model, not a curated record. The transcript has 7 exons. The coding region runs from base 148 to 2508 and encodes 786 amino acids.